CACUGCGUGCCUCGGACAGCAGCCUGGCCUGUUUCUGCUCACUCCUGAAGGGCCAGUCAGGAUCAAAGCGCCCCAGCAAGAGGCAUGGCUACAAAAUGCGGGAAGUGUGGACCGGGCUACCCUACCCCUCUGGAAGCCAUGAAAGGACCCAGAGAAGAGAUUGUGUACCUGCCCUGUAUCUACAGGAACACGGGCAUCGAGGCCCCGGAUUAUUUGGCCACCGUGGACAUUGACCCCAAGUCCCCCCACUAUUGCCAGGUCAUCCACCGGCUGCCCAUGCCCUACCUGAAGGACGAGCUCCACCACUCAGGGUGGAAUGCCUGCAGCAGCUGCUUCGGGGACAGCACCAAGUCGCGCACCAAGCUGAUGCUGCCCUGCAUCAUGUCCUCCCGCAUCUAUGUGGUGGAUGUGGGCUCUGAUCCCCGUGCCCCGAAGCUACACAAGGUCAUUGAGGCCGAAGACAUCCAUGCCAAGUGUGACCUGGGCUAUGCCCACACCAGCCACUGCCUGGCUAGUGGGGAGGUGAUGAUCAGCACCCUGGGAGACUCCAAGGGCAAUGCCAAAGGGGGGUUCGUGCUGCUGGAUGGAGAGACGUUCGAGGUGAAGGGAACAUGGGAGCGGCCUGGGGGAGCUGCACCUAUGGGCUAUGACUUCUGGUACCAGCCUCGACACAACGUCAUGAUCAGCACCGAAUGGGCGGCUCCCAAUGUCUUUAGAGACGGCUUCAACCCUGCUGAUGUAGAGGCCGGGCUGUACGGAAACCAUUUACACGUGUGGGACUGGCAGCGCCACGAGAUCGUGCAGACCCUGCCUCUGCAGGAUGGGCUCAUCCCCCUGGAGGUCCGCUUCCUGCACAACCCAGAUGCGGCACAGGGCUUCGUGGGCUGCGCCCUCAGCUCCACCAUCCAGCGCUUCUACAAGAACCAGGGAGGCACUUGGUCAGUGGAGAAGGUGAUCCAGGUGCCCACCAAGAAAGUAAAGGGCUGGAUGCUGCCCGAGAUGCCCGGCCUCAUCACCGACAUCCUGCUGUCUCUGGAUGACCGCUUCCUCUACUUCAGCAACUGGCUACACGGGGACCUGCGGCAGUAUGACAUCUCUGACACUCAGAGGCCCCGCCUCGUGGGACAGCUCUUCCUCGGGGGCAGCAUCGUUAAGGGAGGGCCCGUGCAGGUGCUGGAGGACCGGGAGCUAACCUCCCAGCCAGAGCCACUGGUGGUCAAGGGGAAACGGGUGCAUGGAGGCCCGCAGAUGAUCCAGCUGAGCCUGGACGGGAAGCGUCUGUACGUCACCACAUCGCUGUACAGUGGCUGGGACAAGCAGUUCUACCCUGACCUCGUCAGGGAAGGCUCCGUGAUGCUGCAGAUCGAUGUCGACACGAUAAAGGGAGGCCUGAAGUUGAACCCCAACUUCCUGGUGGACUUCGGGAAGGAGCCCCUAGGCCCAGCCCUGGCCCACGAGCUCCGCUACCCCGGGGGUGACUGCAGCUCCGACAUUUGGCUCUGAAGCCCACCCCAGGGUAGCUCCUUUCCACCUCUGAGCCCUCACUUCCUCCAAGACCCGCCCUCGCUCUGCUCCCUCCCGGCCCCCAACACUUUGCAGACUGUCCCACCAAAGCCAAACUGAGGCUGUCGGAAUGUAUUGAGUGGCUGCUUCAUUUACUGACCACCUGUUGCAUGUGGCUCACUUGCUGUUUUUACAUGAACACUUGAAAGUUAUUUUACCAAGAAAUAAACUGCUGAACCUAG
Hyaena hyaena (striped hyena) is the source of this 1745-nucleotide messenger RNA. It is a transcript of the gene SELENBP1, whose product is annotated as selenium binding protein 1. The coding region runs from base 85 to 1503 and encodes 472 amino acids. The record is from RefSeq and is a predicted model, not a curated record. The transcript has 12 exons. Gene Ontology annotation, molecular function: selenium binding; protein binding. Lineage: Eukaryota; Metazoa; Chordata; Mammalia; Carnivora; Hyaenidae.